Hyalella azteca is the source of this 831-nucleotide messenger RNA. Its product is annotated as sphingosine-1-phosphate lyase. The transcript is spliced from 5 exons. The record is from RefSeq and is a predicted model, not a curated record. The coding region runs from base 1 to 432 and encodes 143 amino acids. NCBI's taxonomy places the organism in Eukaryota, Metazoa, Arthropoda, Malacostraca, Amphipoda, Hyalellidae.
AUGGAGCUUCACGACAGUCGCUGUACGCUUCCGUUAAUGAACAUGUUUUCAGCGGCAUCAUCACUCUGUGCAGUCGUCAAGGACCGCAUCAACACUGCGUGUGAAGGGCAACCCGCGUGGAAAGUUGUUCUAGUGACCGCCGGGGGAACUUUCUGCCUCGUUGCCGUCAAGAAUUUUUUAUGGCAAGAUGAAAGUCUUUUCGUACGCUCGAAGUUGGCUCUCUUCUCGCUAAUUAGAAAAAUUCCUCAGGUCAAGAGGAAAAUCGACGAAGAAAUAGGAAAGCUAGAGCGAGACAUGCUGGCAGAGAUGAACGAGAGCAUCGACAACAGCGUCUUCAUGACGGCGCUGCCUCCAUGUGGCUGGAGUAAACAAGCCAUCCUUGAACAAAUUAACAUCUACAGCAAAUAUGAAAAUGCAGGGUUACCGCAAUAACCUGGCGGAGACUAAUAAAGUUAUCGACGAGGAAGGCUGGUACAACUCAGGCGACGUGGCCCUCGUGGACGAGGAAGGCUACGUCCAGGUCGUCGACCGCGUCAAGGAGAUCAUCCGCCUUGAAUACGAAAAUGUUAGUGUUUAUUUAUUUUUUAAAAGCAGCGUGCAUCAAGCUUGCAGAUGAAACUUGAUGCACGGUUAAUCAAAAGCACUUUCUGGGGACUAUGAGAGAAAUUUUCAUUGCUGUUGGUAAGUAAAAUUGGGGUGCCACCCCGGGUUUUACCCCGCGUCUUUCGCGUAUUGAUACUGGUAUCAGGCCAACUAAUACUUAGAUACCAGGAAAUCGUGUUACGGGGGGUACUUUUUUACUUUUUCCAUCAUAACUCGGCAACGGCUGCU